Molecule: messenger RNA, 2640 nt
Organism: Pseudoliparis swirei
Lineage: Eukaryota; Metazoa; Chordata; Actinopteri; Perciformes; Liparidae
Product: protocadherin beta-16-like
Exons: 1
Coding region: 181-2640 (819 amino acids)
Biological process (GO): homophilic cell-cell adhesion
Cellular component (GO): plasma membrane
Molecular function (GO): calcium ion binding
Source: RefSeq, a predicted model, not a curated record
CAUUCCGUUCAGUGCUUCACUGCUUAGUGAGAAGACGGUCUGGCUGCUGCUGGAUUAAAAUGUCGCAUUUUCUCGAGGACUUUCUCUCAUGAAGACACCGUUACCUUUUUUUAAAUUGAGGAUUUAAGAACACCCGCUUUUCAUUGAAAGGGAUUACUGUGUGUUUGUGCGUUUGGAUUCAUGAUGGCUCGUAUGUGGAUAACCGAUCUCAGAGGCCGAGGACAAGCCCUGUUUGUCAUUCUUUGUCUUUUUACGCUGCGCUCCGUGACUGGUCAGGCUCGCUACUCCGUACCGGAGGAGCAGGCAGAGGGGUCUUUUGUUGGAAACAUCGCUAGAGAUUUAGGUUUGGAUGUGGCGAGGCUCGUUUCAGGUAAAGCUCGUAUCAUUACAAAAGGAAGCCGACAGUACGUUGAUUUAAACCGAGACAAAGGCACCCUUGUUAUUAAAGAGCGAAUCGACCGAGAACAGCUGUGUGGAAAGACGACGCCCUGUAGCUUCAGUUUCGAGGUAAUAUUAGAAAAUCCAAUCCAGCUUUAUCGGGUAACCGUGGAGGUUAUAGACAUAAAUGAUAACAGCCCGUCCUUCCCAAAGGAUGAAAUAAGUUUGAAUAUUGUAGAAAAUGCUGGAGCAGGGACUCGCUUUUCACUCGAAAGCGCAGAUGACCCCGAUGUUGGAAUUAAGGACAUUCAAAAAUACAUUCUCAAACCAGUAGAUCAUUUCAAAUUGGAAGUACAGAGUCGGACUCAUGGAGGAACACUGAUCGAAAUGGUUUUACAAAACCCGUUAGACCGAGAGAAAGAGGAGACGCACACGCUCGUGCUCAUUGCUUCAGAUGGAGGGGAACCACGCCGAUCCGGGACAGUGCGUAUUCAUAUCACUGUGCUCGAUGCGAACGAUAAUGCGCCAGUGUGUAGUCAGUCUGUUUAUAAAGCAGAAGUCAAGGAGAACUCUGCAGAAGGAACAGUAGUAACCACCGUGAGUGCAAAUGACGCAGACAAGGGAAACUAUGGUGAAGUUACGUAUUCCUUAGCGCAUGUCGCCAGAGAAGCGAAGGAGCUUUUUGAAGUAAAUGUUAAAACUGGAGAAAUUAAAGUUUCAGGUAAACUAGAUUUUGAAAAAUCUAAAUCGUACCAAUUAAACGUUAAGGCUAGUGAUCAGGGAGGAUAUUCUGAUACAUGCAACGUUAUAAUUCAAAUAAUUGAUGAGAAUGACAACAUCCCGACAAUACAGAUGAUGUCAUUUUCAAACUCGAUAUCCGAGGAUUCUCCUCCAGGUACAACUAUCGCUGUUAUUAACGUGGAUGACGAAGACUCUGAUGGUAACGGUGUUGUCAAGUGCUCCAUUAACGCUGACAUGCCAUUCAAAAUCGAGUCUUCAUUAACAGGAUAUUAUACUAUUGUAACCGAUAACUUAUUAGACAGAGAAAGUACUCCAGAGUAUAACAUCACCAUAACGGUCUCUGACCAAGGCUCCCCGUCUCUGACUAGCAGGAAACAGAUUCAUGUCAAAGUGUCUGACGUAAAUGACAACCCUCCCACAUUUGACCAAUCAGAAUAUAGCAAGGCGGUACCAGAGAAUAACUCUCCCGGGUUUUCUGUGUUCACUCUCAGUGCAAGUGAUGCAGACUGGGGCCAAAACGCUCAUGUUUCUUAUUUCUUGGAGGAAAAAAAGAUUAAUGGGGCAGCUGUGUCUUCGUUAGUGUCUGUGAAUUCAGAAAGUGGUGUCAUUCACGCAGUGAGGUCGUUUGAUUACGAGCAACUCAAGUGGUUUGAAUUUAACGUAACUGCUCGUGAUGCUGGAUCCCCUCCUCUGAGUUCAGUCUCAUUAGUUAAAAUAGUAGUCCAGGACCAGAACGACAACCCUCCUCAGGUGCUGUACCCAGUCCAGACUGGUGGCUCUCUGGUGGCUGAACUGGUGCCUCGCUCAGCAGAUGUGGGCUAUCUGGUCACUAAAGUGGUGGCUGUGGAUGUGGACUCUGGACAGAAUGCCUGGCUCUCCUAUAAACUGCAGAAAGCCACAGACAGGGCGUUGUUUGAAGUGGGCUUACAGAAUGGAGAAAUAAGAACUAUCCGCCAAGUCACUGAUAAAGAUGCUGUGAAACAAAGACUGACUGUUAUCGUGGAGGACAACGGUCAGCCCUCUCGUUCAGCUACAGUCAUUGUUAACGUGGCGGUGGCGGACAGCUUCCCUGAAGUGCUGUCUGAGUUAACUGACUUUACACAAGACAAGGAGUACAACGACAACCUGACUUUCUACUUAGUGCUGGCUUUGGCUGUAGUUUCCUUCCUCUUCAUCACGUGUUUAGUGGUGAUUAUAUCAGUGAAGAUCUACAGGUGGAGACAGUCUCGGGUCAUAUAUCACUCCAACCUCCCUGUGAUUCCGUAUUAUCCACCACGUUACUCAGACACUUUGGGGACAGGGACUCUCCAACACGUGUACAACUACGAGGUGUGCAGAACGACUGACUCCAGAAAGAGUGACUGUAAGAUGGGAGGAGCCGGUAGUCAGAACGUGCUGAUAAUGGACCCCAGUUCUACAGGGACGAUGCAGCGGAUACAGAGUGAGAAGAACAUCCUGGAUGAACCAGACUCUCCUCUAGAGGUGAGGAAGAAUACACAACAUAUUUACUCCUUGAGAUAA